CGUUGGGAGUUCGUUUCCACCCGGAGAGGGAUGGAAGAGCACCGGAGAGAAUCUGGCUUUUUGGUUGGAUGUUUUGGACGAUUUUCCUGGUGUGCAUGCGUGUUGUGUGUCAAGGGCGGGUUUAAAGGAAAGUGGGUGUUGACCCGCGGGCAACUGAAGUUGUUGUCGGCUGAGACUUGUGACUGCGCGGUUGCCGAGCGGCCGGGAGACGCAGAGGAGUAAAUUUAGGUGUCCGAGGGUUGCUUCUGGAGGAAGAGAGCUCUUAAGUCCUCAAAGCGGUGAAAAUUUUGUUCUGAAGCUUUAUGGACCCAGAAGAAAAUUCUAUUCAGAACUGUCGGACUAGUUUUGUUACCAAUAAUAUGAAAGGCUCUGAGUUUAGCCCGGAAAAGAAAAAAAAGGUUAAAAUACCAGCGAGGAGGCUUCGUGAGGUAGUUUCUCCAAAUCAGGGAGAUAAUUUGGCUUUGCUGAAAGAUGAGCUGUCCUGUGUUCCUCCAGCGUUGUCUGCAAAUAAACGUCUUUCUGUUAGAACGGGAAAGAACUUGAAUGGAACGUUGCAUGGUUCAUCAGACUUAACUUCUGCUACAAAUUAUCAGCAGCCUCCAUUAGAAAAUCCCACUGUGUCUGAAAGUGGUUUUUCUAAAGAUGUUACAGUGCAAAGGUUGCCUUUGAAUAAAACGGAGGAGAGCAACAGACAAAAAGCAAAUGACAUAUUUAUUUCUCAGUACACCAUGGGACAGAAAGAUGCUCUAAGAGCAGUUUUAAAGCAAAAAGCCCAAAGCAUGCCUGUUUUUAAGGAAGUAAAGGUACAGCUUUUAGAAGAUGCUGGCACAGAAAAGGAUGCUGUCAUUCAGGAGACUAGAACUUCCCCCAGUGGAAUAGACUCGGCUACAACUGUGGCUGCAGCUACUGCCGCCGCCAUUGCAACUGCAGCUCCACUGAUAAAAGUGCAGAGUGAUUUGGAGGCAAAAGUCAAUUCUGUUACAGAAUUACUCAAUAAGUUACAGGAGACAGAUAAACAACUACAACGUGUUACAGAGCAGCAGACAAGCAUUCAGAAUAAACAUGAGAAACUACAUUGUCAUGAGCAUGAAAAGCAAAUGAAUGUGUUUAUGGAGCAGCAUAUUAAGCAUCUUGAAAAAUUACAGCAGCAACAAAUAGAUAUUCAGACUCAUUUCAUUGGUGCUGCACUCAAGACUAGUAGAUUUCAGCCUGUUAUACUACCUCCUUCUAGAGCAGUGGAAAAGUAUUCUGUAAAACCAGACCAUCUGGAUUUUGGUGGCAGUUGUCUAUCUUCACAGAACACUUUUGCUUCCAAACAAGCACCUUCAAGAGAGGUUGAAGAUCUGGAUUUUAAUAAACAGAAAUCUCCUUUGGAGACACCAGCACCUCGCAGGUUUGCUCCUAUACCUGUUUCAAAGGAUGAUAAAAUAUCAAAGAGGGAGAAUCCUAUGGAAGAAAAAGAAAAUAUGGAGAUGUCACAUCAUACAGGAAAUGUAAGGCUGUUGGAACAAAUUUUGAAUAACCACGAUUCAUUGACAAGAAUAAGUGAAUCUUCAGACAAAGUCUCACUAACUAGAUCAAAAAUAGGGUGGAAUCCUGAGAAGAAAGAAAGCAUUGACAAUCUAUCCACUCAAAGAUUUCCUUCAUAUGAAGAGCUAGGAACAGCUGAACUGACUGUGCAGAAGUCUGAUGACAUUCUUCAUGAUCUUGGCCAAAAGAGGAAGGAAACAAAUGGCAUACUCCAGCCAAAAGAAUCUCUGAUUAUGUCGGGGCUUGCUGAUCUUCCACAGAAUUCCAUUAAGCUUCAGACAACCAAUAUGAGAUCUGUAUUGAAAGAUGCUGAGAAGAUUUUGAGAGGAGUACAAAACAGUAAAAAAGUGCUUGAAGAAAACCUGGAAGCUAUUAUUCGUGCAAAGGAUGGAGAUGCCAUGUAUUCAAUUAUCAACGCCCUGUCUACCAACAGAGAGAUGUCAGAGAAGAUUCGGAUCAGAAAGACGGUGGAUGAGUGGAUUAAAACUAUUUCUGCAGAAAUUCAAGAUGAACUGACAAGAAAAGAUUAUGAACAAAAGAGAUAUGGUCAGAAGAAUCAAAGGACCAGGAAAGCUCAGAUUAUGAGUAAAGAUAUUAAAACCAACACACAAGAUAAAACUAUAAACAAUUCUGUAAUUCCAAGAAAACAUUCUCAAAAACAAACAGAGGAGCAUUUUAGAAAUCCACCUACAAGGAGCAUGCCUGCUUCAAGCUUACAGAAAGAGAGAAAAGAAGGAUUUUUGAAAGCACCUCCGGUGGUAAAAGACAAGGAUUAUAUGUUACAAAUUUAUGGAAAACCAGUUUAUCAGGGUCAUCGCAGCACUCUUAAAAAAGGGCCAUAUCUCAGAUUUAAUUCUCCAUCUCCUAAGGCCAGACCACAGAGGCCAAAAGUAAUAGAACAAGUUAAAGGCACUAAAGUCAAGUCAAUAAGAACACAAACUGACUUGUGUGCAACCAAACCUACAAAGAUGGAUUCUAAACUGCAGCAUUCCAUUGCCACGCUGUCUCCUGGUGAGCAGCAGUAUUUGUUCAGCCCAAGCCGGGAAAUGCCUACUUUUUCAGGUACACUGGAAGGUCAUCUAAUUCCUAUGGCAAUUCUUUUAGGACAAACCCAAAGUAACAGUGAUUCCAUGCCAUCUGCUGGAGUCAUUGUAAGCAAGCCACACCCCAUAACAGUGACGACUUCUAUUCCACCAUCAUCUCGAAAAACAGAAACUGGAGUAAAGAAACCUAACAUAGCAGUUGUAGAAAUGAAGUCGGAAAAAAAGGAUCCUCCUCAGCUUACUGUACAGGUAUUACCCAAUGUGGAUAUUGACAGCAUUUCAAAUGGUAGUACUGAUUUUGGUCUAUCUCUGUCUUGUCCCAGAGAAGCAUCUCCUCCUCCUCCUCUGAAAACCUGGAUACAGACUCCAGAAUUUACGAAGGCAGAUGAAGAAGAAGUGAAGUUUCCAGGAACUAACUUUGAUGAAAUAACUGAUAUCAUACAGGAAGAGGAAAAAUGUGAUGAAAUUCCAGAAUACUCUGAACCAAUUCUGGAGUUUAACAGAAGUGUUAAAGUUGUUUCCACAAAAUAUAAUGGCCCUCCAUUUCCACCAGUUACUUCUACUUUUCAGCCCACUGCUGAUGUCCUGGAUAAAGUAAUUCAGAGAAAAGAAACAGUGGAAAAUAGCUUAAUUCAAUGGGUAGAGCAAGAAGUAAUGUCAAGAAUGAUCUCUGGGCUCCUUCCAGUGCAACAACAGGCCAUAGCUAAUGUCAGUGUCUCAGUUAGUGAGGCCAGUGAGCCAUUGACUUCUGACAUUGUGGAAGGAACAAGCAGUGGUGCCCUCCAGCUUUUUGUUGAUGCUGGGGUUCCUGUGAAUUCAGAUAUGAUUAGGCAUUUUGUGAAUGAAGCUCUUGCUGAGACCAUUGCUGUCAUGCUGGGUGACAGAGAAGCAAAGAAGCAAGGUCCUAUUGUUACAGAUGUUUCUGAGGAUGUUUCAGCAAGCAACACACACUUGCCGGCAAGAGUGUGUACCCCAGUGGCUACUCCACAGCCAACUCCUCCUCGCUCACCUUCAUCACCUCCUAAGGAGCAUGUGGUGGUAAAAACUCCAGAUUCUUCUCCCUGUGAUUCAGAUCAUGAUGUAGCUUUUCCGGUGAAAGAAAUGUUUACUGAAGAAGGAAAUGAUGUGCCUGCCACGACACUUGUUAAUACUCCAACAGUUACCCCUGUGACUACACCUCCUCCUGCAGCAGCUCUUACGCCAACUUUGUCAGAGAUUUCUAUUGAUAAAUUGAAGAUAUCAAGCCCAGAGAUUGCUAAGCCAUGGAGUGAUGGAGACCUACCAUUGGAAGAAGAGAAUCCUAACUCUCUUCAAGAAGAACUUCACCCGAGAGCUAUCAUAAUGUCUGUGGCCAAGGAUGAAGAACCUGAGAGCAUGGAUUUCCCCGCCCAGCCUGCACCUCCAGAGCCAGUUCCCCUCACGCCACUUCCUGCUGGCACCAAGGCUCCUUCCCCUAUACAGAUGCCAAGUUCUGGUUCAUCAACAAUGGAGAGUACAUUGAGUGUUACUGUCACUGAAACUGAAACUUCAGAUAAGCCCAUCUCAGAAGGAGAGAUUUUAUUUACCUCUGGUCAAAAAGUGGCUCCUAAGAUUUUAGGAGAUGAACUGUACCUGACAAACUUAAAUGAUAGCUUAUCUAGCACUCUGCAUGAUGCCCUUGAAAUGGAAGAUGAUCCUCCCAGCGAAGGACAAGUGAUUAAGAUGCCCUGUAAAAGAAUUCAUGCAGAUACAAUUCUUCCUCUUCUUGCUAAACAAAACCAGGAACCAUUAGUUUCACAGCAAGCAGUCUAUCAUUCAGAAGACUCGGAGAAAAGUAUGGGUGAGCUUAGUGAAGGACAGAGGCCCAGGCUGACAGCAGCAGCACAGAACACCUCAAUGGGACAUGCCACCUAUACGCAGCAGCCUGUCGCUAAUGCAGAGUCUUCGGAUCAGAAAUGUGCUCCUAAGCUACUAUCCCAGCGAUGUGACCCAGUUACAGGUGGUGUUUAUGAAGGUUCAUGUGCUAGUCAUGGUCCAGUGAGUUUGGGAGAAUUGGAAUUGCAGCCAAAUCCUCACCUUGCUUUUUCGACAACACUUCUUACAGCACAAGAAAAUGAUGUUAAACCAUCAGUAGCAGCUGAAGACUUUCCUCAGUACCAACAAAAGCAAGACCAGGAUGUUAAGCAAGUUGAACACAAACCAGUUCAAGUUCGUUUAAUACGUGUAAGAAAUAAAGCUGAUAUUUCACUAUCACAGCAACAAGUGCAGUCACAGGGAAGUAUCACCCCAACCGAAGACACGGGGGAAAAGUUAACAAUUGCGAAUCUGGGUGGUAAGGCAGUACCACUCUUCACCUCUCAGACUUCACCUGCCAAGAUGUCUGUGAUGCUGCCCUCGGUGAACCUGGAGGACGGCCCUCAGUCUCUGAGCGUCAGCACCAUUCGGGGGGACACUGAGUCUUCAGGAGCAGAUACCUUCUGAGUGGAAAGUGAGAGUUAGUCCAGCAUUUGUGCCACUGAUUCUGAGGUCAUUUCUCUCUGGUAUAAAACCAUCUCUCAAACUAUUUUGGUCCUUGAACAUAGUCAGAAAAACAAUUUUUUAUUUUUUAUUAAAAUGAAAAGUGCAAUUUAGGUAUUUAGGUAACAUUUUAAAAUAAAAUAAAUGGAAAUCAU
Molecule: messenger RNA, 5224 nt
Organism: Camelus dromedarius (Arabian camel)
Lineage: Eukaryota; Metazoa; Chordata; Mammalia; Artiodactyla; Camelidae
Product: KIAA0586 ortholog
Exons: 32
Coding region: 303-5033 (1576 amino acids)
Biological process (GO): smoothened signaling pathway
Cellular component (GO): ciliary basal body; centriole
Source: RefSeq, a predicted model, not a curated record